AUGGCAUGGGUAGUUGUUGUGAAGGAAAACCACCUGGUCUCCCCCGGGUUCUUUUUGGACUUGUAUCUGUUCAUCUUACAUCCUCGAGUUCGCCAUUUGCUUGAACUUCCGACGGCAUCCCACGAAUCCUUUUUUUGUUUCGUGGUUUGGGUCAAUCACCGAUGCUGGCAUCAUUGUUCUUUUCUUGAAUCCUUCUUCUUUUUUCUUCUUUCGUUUCUUGCCGGCUGGGUCUGUGGCCUUUUUUCCCCCUUUUUGUUUCUUUAUCUUCCGUCUUGUCGUUGUUGUUGUUGUUGUGGUUGUCCAUCUCCAGCCUUUUUGAAGAACUACCCCGACAAGCAACGACAGCUUCUCCCACUUGAGCGGCAAAAGAUGUUCCCCAAACUCCUCACCACCACCCUUGCGGUCCUCCUCCUCCUCACUUUUUCCCCUCUCAGUGCCCUCUCGGCCCCUACUACAGCGCCAAAACCCCGCUGGUUCGAAACUUAUUCUCAUGUUGCCCGCCGCGCCAUAGUGCCUCAGUCGUAUUAUGAGGUGCUGCAUAUCCGGAGACAGCAGUACGCCCUUGCCAAUCCGAGGUCUAUAGUCAAGGAUGUUGUCUGCCUGGACAGAAAGGCGCAUAUUGUUGCUCAUGACGAAGCCGCUGCCUCGCUCCAGAUUUGCAACGGGAGUAUAGCUGGCACGGGCAGAGGUCAGUACUGCCAGGGCGGGCUGAAGGCAACAGAAGCAAAGGUCGGGACGGCAGUUUUUCGGCUGAAGAGCGUGAACGAGAGGCAGAGUAUCAAUGUUAGUAGGGAGAGGUGGCAAAUGUGUGUGCAGGCGGCUAGGGAGGCUUGUCCUACGGGCGGGUUGAGGGGGGUUUGUCUAGGGGCGGCGAGGUGGGGUGGGAGUGUUGAAUUUGAGUUGGGGAGUGCUUGAGUUUAGGGGAUGUGAAGGAAAAUAGAGAUGUCUCUUUGGUGAUUUUGGACAUGUGUUGGAUGCGGUGAAGAGUUCGUAUCACAAGUCGAGACUUUUCCAUAUACUAGAAGAAUUGCCAAAUUUUCAAAUAAAUGACCCUUG
Molecule: messenger RNA, 1056 nt
Organism: Podospora bellae-mahoneyi
Lineage: Eukaryota; Fungi; Ascomycota; Sordariomycetes; Sordariales; Podosporaceae
Exons: 2
Coding region: 1-915 (304 amino acids)
Source: RefSeq, a predicted model, not a curated record